AUGUUCAAAAACUUGAAAGAGAAACAUGGAUCUUUCUUCGAGACCAAACAACCCACUGCAUCCGCGAGUGCGGGUAAUGAUCGUGGACAAGAUCUGACGUCAAUCCUGGACCGGUCGCAACGCGCCGACCUCACAGUGUUGGUAGCUGAGAUCGCGGAGUCAAUGCGAGUUGGCCUCCUUGAGAUAUUCGAAACACCCGAAGUCAGAUCUCCAACGAAUGAAUGGUCUCCUAGUCAGAGUCCCAGUCUUGAAAAGAACGACGAAGAAGCACCGCCGCUACCUACUAGGCCACAGAAUGGGUCAAGUGAAGAGAGCGCGGCACAACCACAACAGCGACAACGGUCCGGCCCUAGAAGGAAUGCUACUGCUGCAGCGGCUAAAGCUCGUGCCAAGCAAAGGACUCUCUCGCAUUUUCAGAAUUGGAGAGAUGCGGUUCUCUUACGAAUUGGCGAAGUCGUGAACAGGGAUGAUGAAAUCCAGGAUAAAGAGAGUUCCGAAGCUGCCAAGUCUGAUGAUAUCCCAUUUGAUGAGGACAGACAGAGGAUCGAAAGAUUGCGUCAAGUUUACCACCCCAUUGAGACACCUCUACUUCAGCUUCCGAAAGCCACAAGGUUGCUCAUCCUGCAUUCACUUCUAUUAUUGCUGCUCAGUCUGAAGAAAUACAGCGCGUACUCUCGAGUGUUGUUGCUGUAUGUCUCGUCAAGCUUAGACAUUGAUGUGAAAGUACUCAACGAGAACGAGGUCAAAGUAGCACGUGGACUCCUAGACACCGUGCUGGCAGUCUCACAGCAGCCAGAGAACAAAGCGGAACCCAAGAAGAAAGACAACACCCGAAUGUGGAAGGUUGGUAUUGCAUCAGUUGCCGGUGCUGCUCUCAUCGGUAUCACAGGUGGCCUUGCUGCGCCCUUGGUAGCGGCGGGCAUUGGAGGGAUCAUGGGUGGACUGGGGCUUGGUGCUACUGCAGCGGCCGGGUAUCUGGGUGCACUUGCUGGUAGCAGCGUGCUUGUCGGUGGUCUGUUCGGUGCCUAUGGUGGUCGAAUGACCGGUCGCAUGAUGGACAAGUAUGCCCGCGACAUCGAAGACUUUGCUUUCAUUCCAAUUCGAGGGGCACGAAAGCAAAGAACAGAGAAUGAAAGCGAGGCUGCCGAGCAGGACCACCGUCUCCGUGUCACAAUUGGUGUUACCGGAUGGGUGAAAGAAGAGUCCGACUUUGUGGUUCCAUGGCGUGUCGUUGGGGCUGACUCGGAGGUGUUCGCCUUGCGCUGGGAGACUGAAUCACUGAUGAACCUUGGGAAUGCGAUAUCUGCCUUGGUAACGAGUGCUGCAUGGUCAGUCGCUGGACGAGAAAUUCUCAGCCGAACAUUUUUCGCAGCUAUCAUGAGUGCGGUGAUGCUGCCAGUCGGCCUCAUGAAAGUCGCCCGCGUGGUCGACAAUCCGUUCAGUGUGGCCAAAGCCCGAGCCGACAAGACUGGCGAGGCUCUUGCCGAUGCGCUCAUUAAUAAGGCUCAAGGUGAACGACCCGUCACUUUGAUUGGCUACUCCUUGGGAUCCCGUGUGAUUUACUCCUGUCUGCAAAGCCUAUGUAAGCGAAGUGCAUACGGACUGGUUGAGUCCGUCAUACUCAUGGGAUCUCCUACUCCAUCGGAUGGUGAAGCAUGGCGCCGAAUCCGCAGUGUCGUGAGUGGUAGAGUUGUCAAUGUUUUCUCGGAAAAUGAUUCGGUUCUUGCCUUCCUCUACCGAACCAGCAGCCUCCAAUUUGGUGUUGCCGGACUGCAGCCCAUUGAAGGUGUGCCUGGUGUCGAGAACUUCGAUGUCAGUGAGAAGAUUAGUGGCCACCUUCGAUACCAGUAUCUGCUCGGAAGCAUUCUCACAACCAUCGGGCUGCAAGAUCUUGACCAGAAAGAGAUUGAACGUGAAGAAGCUGCCUUGGCAGAUGAAGACAAGAAGCAAGAAGAGGAGCGACUUCGCAACGAGCUUGAGGCAGGAGUGGAAGAUAAGGACUUGUCUGUUGCCGCUGAGAAGCUGAAGGGCGAGAAGGGCUCUCAGGAAGAGGGUCGAAUGCAGAAGCAGGUUGAGACGCAGACCGAGGACCAUAUGGUGCAACAUCGAAUCCAAAUGCUGGACUUGGAUGACGAUGAUUACUCGUCUCCUCUACCUGAUCAGUCGGGCAAAUAUUCAGCUAUCUAG
Messenger RNA from Penicillium subrubescens, 2187 nucleotides. Its product is annotated as DUF726 domain protein. The record is from RefSeq and is a predicted model, not a curated record. Lineage: Eukaryota; Fungi; Ascomycota; Eurotiomycetes; Eurotiales; Aspergillaceae. The coding region runs from base 1 to 2187 and encodes 728 amino acids. The transcript has a single exon.